Messenger RNA from Medioppia subpectinata, 2997 nucleotides. The record is from the annotation of a GenBank genome assembly. Lineage: Eukaryota; Metazoa; Arthropoda; Arachnida; Sarcoptiformes; Oppiidae.
AUGAGGGCCUCAAUAGUGAGCGACUCUUUGCACCAAUUGAUUGGUUUCGUCGAUAAGUCGACCGUAAAGUUUGUCAACCAUUUGGUGGACAAGUCCUCAGACAUCGAUGAAUUCAAGACCAAAGUGUCCAACGCUUUGGGAACCGAUGACCAGCAAAAGGUGGACCAAUUCGCUCACGAGUUGUGGUCACAACUGAGGGCUCAGACAACGGCCACAAAACGCCGGUCGAAGACGAAAGUGAGAGAAUCGCGUCAAACAAUUGAUGUCAACAAAAGUGAUGUCUUUGUCGAACCGAAGAGUGUUUCCAAACCGACAGACACUUCACGAAAAGGCGAUGAAAGCGAAGAGUCGAUGGAUUCGGACGAAGAAGAGAGGACUCGAGAUCUUAAAGAAAGGGACGAAUUCUCCGAAAGGCUUCGCCUGAAGGACAAGAAUAAGACCCGAAAUAUCGCCACAAAUAGCGACAAGAAGUCCUACGAAGAGGCGGCCAAACGGCUGAAACUGGAGGCCGAGGAUCGACAGAAAAUAAUGCCUAAACUGAGGGUUGAGUCGAGACGACAGUAUUUGGAAAAGAGAAAAGAAGACAAAUUAGCUCUUCUGGAGGCAGACAUCGCUGACGAGGAAUACCUGUUUAAUGAGGAGAACCUGACGGAGAGUGAGAAGGCGAAGCUCGAGUACCAGAAGAAAGUGUUGCAUUUGGCGCGAGAGCACGACAGGGCUCGCGAUCUCGAGAACGUCCAGAGAUAUCAUAUGCCGAGCGAAGGCAAGAACAACGACGAGUACAUCGAAGUGGACGACACGGAAAGGGCGCCAAACGCUGAGCAGAAGAAGUGGGAGGAAGAGAGGCUCGGAAUCGCGAGACUUCGGUUCGGCGCCAAAGACGCCAAUAAGAAGUCGCGUAAGGAAUACGAGUUAGUGAUGGACGCGGAGAUAGAGUUCGUUCAGUCGCUGACUAUCGGUGGCGACAAUUUCGAUGAAGAAGACCACGAGAAGGAGGAGAAGAAGACAAAGAAACAGACCAUCGAUGAGACGAGACGUUUGCUUCCUAUCUAUCCGUUUAAGGAAGAGCUGAUCGAAGCGAUUAGAGAACAUCAGGUGCUUAUCAUUGAAGGCGAGACCGGCUCUGGAAAGACCACUCAAAUACCCCAAUACUUACAUGAGGCGGGAUUUUGUGCCGAUAAUAAAAAGGUCGGCUGUACUCAACCCCGACGGGUGGCGGCCAUGAGUGUCGCCGCCCGAGUGGCCGAAGAGAUGGGUAUAAAACUCGGCAAUGAAGUCGGUUAUAGUAUUCGGUUCGAGGACUGCACGAGUGAACGAACACUCCUUAAAUACAUGACCGACGGAAUGCUUUUGCGUGAAUUCCUGUCCGAACCCGACCUCUCCUCCUAUUCCGUCAUUAUUGUAGACGAAGCGCACGAACGGACACUCCAUACGGAUGUGCUCUUUGGACUCGUCAAAGAUAUCGCUCGUUUCAGGCCUGACCUCAAACUUUUGAUCUCUUCGGCGACACUCGACGCGCAAAAGUUUAGUGAGUUCUUCGACGACGCGCCGGUCUUUCGUAUACCCGGCCGUCGGUUUCCCGUCGAUAUAUACUACACAAAAGCACCCGAAGCUGAUUACGUCGAGGCCUGUUGUGUGACUAUACUGCAGAUUCAUGUGACCCAACCAUUGGGUGAUAUUCUAGUGUUCCUUCCGGGACAGGAAGAGAUAGAACAGACUCAGGAAAUACUUCAGGAAAGGCAACGCAAAUUAGGCACUCGUAUACGCGAACUGCUUAUACGUCCGAUCUAUUCCAACCUACCGACCGAUAUGCAGGCGCAGGUGUUUGAACCCACGCCUCCCAACUCACGCAAAGUAGUGCUCGCGACCAAUAUUGCCGAGACAUCGCUUACCAUCGAUAACAUCCUGUUUGUGAUCGAUCCGGGAUAUUGCAAACAGAAUAGCUUUAAUCCCCGAACGGGAAUGGAGUCACUAAUAGUGGUUCCCAUUUCUAAGGCCAGCGCUAACCAGAGAGCUGGCCGUUCGGGUCGAGUGGCCGCCGGAAAGUGUUUCCGAUUGUUCACUGCGUGGGCGUAUCAGCACGAGUUGGAAGACAACACCAUUCCUGAGAUACAAAGAGUGCAUUUAGGGAAUGUUGUCCUCACACUCAAGAGUUUGGGCAUCAAUGAUAUCUUACACUUCGACUUCUUAGACCCUCCGCCGCACGAGACACUUGUCCUGGCGUUGGAACAGUUGUACGCUUUGGGAGCUCUCAAUCAUUUGGGAGAACUGACACGACUCGGCCGACGAAUGGCUGAGUUUCCCGUCGAUCCCAUGAUGUCUAAGACACUGAUUGCGUCCGAAAAAUACAGUUGCAGUGAAGAGGUUGUGACCAUCUCUGCGAUGUUGAAUGUGAACGCAUCGGUCUUUUACAGACCCAAAGAUAAGGCCAUUCACGCGGACACCGCCAGAAAGAACUUCUUCCAGUUGGGCGGCGAUCACCUAAUGCUCGUCAAUGUGUACAACCAAUGGGCAGAAUCGGGUUAUUCUCGUCAGUGGUGUCUCGAGAACUUCAUUCAAUACCGAUCGAUGUGUAGGGCUCGCGAUGUGAGGGACCAAUUGGAAGGCCUUAUGGAAAGGGUUGAGAUUGAGCUCAAGUCGUGCGAUAGCGACCACAUCGCCAUCAGGAAAGCCAUAACAUCGGGCUAUUUCUACCACACGGCCCGACUCUCGAGAACCGCCGGUUCUUACAAGACAGUGAAGGGUCAGCAGACGGUUCUCAUUCAUCCCAACUCAUCCCUCUUUGAAGAGAAGCCCCGUUGGGUUCUGUACCACGAAUUGGUUCUCACGACCAAAGAAUAUAUGCGACAAACCAUUGAAAUUGAUUCCCAAUGGCUUCUGGAAGUGGCGCCACAUUAUUAUAAGGACAAAGAGCUCGAGGACUCGACCCAUAAGAAAAUGCCCAAACAAUUGGGCAAAUCUAACAACGAUUUGAAUAGAGUUUAUCCCAAACUCUAA